Molecule: messenger RNA, 2783 nt
Organism: Cyclopterus lumpus (lumpfish)
Lineage: Eukaryota; Metazoa; Chordata; Actinopteri; Perciformes; Cyclopteridae
Exons: 1
Coding region: 749-2017 (422 amino acids)
Source: RefSeq, a predicted model, not a curated record
UUAUGGAUAUGUUAUGCAAAUGUCAGCACCGGUUGCAUUUAACUUCUGGGCGGACACGUCCAAGGGUGUUACUUACUUCUUUCUAUUUACCCUACUUUAGGCCAUCAAAGUAGUUCCUCUUUGUUAUUGCUAGUACCAGUUCUAGUUGUAUUCCUGCAGAUAAAUGUAGAAUGUACAAGUACAAAUGGGGAGGAUACCUCUAAAGUUUAAGAAUCUGCGGUGGCUGCAUGCGUAGAUGAUUUAGUGAGACUAACCGCGCAUAAAGUGAAGGUAAAAAUGUUGCUGAACUUUUAAUUCUGCUUGCCUUAGUAAAAUGCCCCCUUAAGUGCACACGCCGUUACUGCAGCACAGCAAUCAUUUGUGGGAUCUCAUCAUUUUAAGUGGCUUUAAAACCUUUACAAAGUGUCUCCGGCAUCCUGGCAGCGCAUGAAAGAGCAUGGCUAAUAAUCAGUGCAAUCAAGCAGCUUCAUCAACACGCAGCACGUUGACGGGGACUGUGACCGGCCUCCGAUCGAGCCGCGGUGACCCCCGGUGACCCCUGGGAACAGGUUUGUUGUGGUCAACCGGUCUCUCCAAGCACUGGCUGCCUCUCUGUCACUGCCUUUUUAUUGUCACGUGUAACGCACACUAAUGUUUUGACCAUUGGCUGUCGCUGUGCCGUCUUAACAACUAGCCAUCUUUGCUGGCGUUAACAUCAGAAUGGCUUCCAUUGGAAAUGUCCCCCGCCUUCUCGUCUGGGUGAUUCGGCAUGGUUGAUGUGAAGGCAGGUCGGUUUUUCUUUGCGAGUCUCGAUGCAUGUUUGAUCCCCGUGCCCUCGUCUGUAUGUCGCACUUGUGUUACAGACGGCAGUCCCAACGUCAGCAGCGCCGCAGACCCAGCCUCAGGGUUACAAAACGCUGCGGAAGUGAGCACCCUGCUGCCCCCAACCAACGCGCCAUCGGAGUCAAGCAACCCACUAGAACCCCAACAAUCAUCCCGGAGCAAGAAGGAGCCGGCCAGCAAGCACCACCAUUCCAACCACCGCCACCGCUCCCCCAACAAGAAAACCAGCAAGGGAAAACACAAGGGGAAGAAGUCCACGGAGAAGAAGAAGAAGGAUGACAAAAGAGGCGAAGGCCGGCGCCAGCACUCCAGCGGGCACCACCGCAGCCGCCACCGCUCACCCGACAAGGUGCACGGCCGGACGCGCAGUGCAGAAAACACCCUGGACGGCCGCCACGGCGCACGCCGCCACGGCCGCUCCCCCGACAAACGCCGCGCCCGCCGCUCCUCUCCUCAACGCCACCGCUCUCCCUACCGCUCGCCGCGCCGCCACCGGUCCCCCCACCGCUCUCGGCACCACUCCCCGACCAGACGCCACGCCCAUUCCUCAGACCCCUACCGCGGCCUCGCCUCCCCAGAGAGACAGGGCCGCAGCAACGAGAAGCCCAACGGGGAGAUGCCCCCCAGGACUCCUGAACGCAGCUCGUCUCUGGAGGACAACGUCCUCCGUGAGCUCCCUGCCCUGGACCGCCUGAACAGGGAGGACACGCUACCGCCGCUGCGCAGGGAUGAGCGCCUGUACGCGGAGGACAGUCUGCUGAUGAGCGCCUCCUCCAUGGAGAGAGCCUACAAGGGGGACAGCCUGCUGAGGGACCUGGCCUCCCGCGGCCAGAGGGACGCCUUCAAAGACGUUACCUUGCCCAGAGUGCGCACCCCCGACUCUGAUUCCGCCUUCCAGAAGUACAGCUCGCUGCUGAGGGGGCGCUCGCCCGAGAGGACGGAGAGGAACGGUCGCUUCGCCAGCCGAGAGAGGUCUCCCGCGCCGCAGUACCGAGCCCGCAGCCUGGGACGAGACAUCUCCCCGAUCGGGAGCUCCAGGGGGGACUACUCGGAGGACGAAGAGGACGAUGACACUUUUGUAGCGGCCAAGGUGAGGGAGUACUACAGCACGCUCCAGACCAGCAGCAGUCGUCCAUCCGCACUGCCGGAGCCCAAGAAGACCUACAAGGAUAGCCCCAAAGACCUGAGCAUCUGAAUGGACGCCUGUCAGCCAAUCAAACCACCACCCACAAACACCUCAAGUACUCAUUCACAUCACCACUUGGUUCUACAGAAAUGCACCAAUUAUGAAUACACACACAUAGACACACACACACACACACGCACACACUUUAUGUAACAAUGUUGAGUUACUAACAAGACAGUGAAUCCAAAAUGACUUUUGAAAACUGUUUCUUUUUUAUUUUGUAUGUUUUUUCCCCUUUUUUUCUUCUUGUUUUUGGUUAAGCAUUCGACAUUUCCAGUAACUCAGACUUUUCCAGAAAAUGUAAAACCAUAAAAAAACAAUGAUGUGCCUAACAGUUCCAUUAACGAGCAACAUUUUGUUUUUGAUUUGAUAAGUGACGGGCGUUUUGUGCCGCACUGUCAGAUGAUGAAAUGUAUGUACUUUUCCACGAGGAUCCCAUGGAAGUACCACGCACCUGGAUCAUGUAACCGGUGUUCACAAUGAUGCUGUGCAUGUCUUUACCGGUUUCAAUGUCUCUCUCUCUCUCUCUCUCUCUCUCUCUCUUUUUCUUUCUUUCUUUCUUUCUUUCUUUCUUUCUCUCUCUCCCCCCUCCAGUGCCACUGUUUUUUAGACAUUUGACCAGACUAUAGCACAAGCCUGCAUUUGUUUGUAUAUUUUUGACAGUUUGCAGUAUGUGUACAUUCAGAGGUGAUCAUUUUAAAUGAAUGAAGGGAAAAUUAAAAGUUAAACUAUGAUGAUGAUGAUGAUGUUAAAAUAAAAUAAUAUAUUCAACGAA